AGGCCCGGAGACGCGAAGUGACUCGGCCAUAGUCAUACCCGAACCCAGGACCUCCCGAAUCCCGGGCCCGGCCGAUUCCCUGAGCGCGGCCGACGGACCGACGUGGGCCCCGUCGAGGGAUCCGGGGCCUUCGGCCAUGGGGUUCGGGGUUCGAGGGUGGCUCCCAGCCGCCUCCCUCCUCUUGCUGGCCACCCCUGCCCUGCCCCUCCUCAACGCCACGCUGCUGGACAGGCUGUUGGACAAGUACGCGGACGAGGCCGGAGCCUGGUGGACGGCCAAGCCCAGGGGGAAGAGGGCCAUCGCCGACAGCGACCUACACGGCAUCCUGGACCUCCACAAUACCCUGCGAGGGCAGGUCUCCCCGCCGGCGGCCAAUAUGGAGCACAUGACGUGGGACCCGGAGCUGGAGCGGUCAGCGGCGGCGUGGGCGGCGGCGUGUCGCUGGGAGCACGGGCCCGCCGGCCUGUUGCCCUCCAUCGGGCAGAACCUGGGCGCCCACUGGGGCAGGUACAGGCCGCUGACGUUCCACGUGCAGUCCUGGUACGACGAGGUGCGCCAUUUCGCCUACCCUGACCCGCCCGACUGCGACCCCGACUGCCCUUUCCGCUGCUCGGGGCCCGUCUGCACACACUACACCCAGAUGGUCUGGGCUACCAGUAGCCGCAUAGGCUGUGCCGUGAACCUGUGCCACAACAUGAACAUCUGGGGACAAAUCUGGCCCAAAGCCGUCUACUUGGUGUGCAAUUACUCCCCCAAGGGCAACUGGUGGGGGCACGUGCCCUACAAAUCCGGACCACCUUGCUCCGCUUGCCCGCCCAGCUUCGGCGGGAGCUGCAGAGACAACCUGUGCUACCGAGAAGGGCCACAGCCGGGGCCCGCUCUCCGGGAGCCAGAAGAGGAAACCAACGAGAUCGAGAGGCCCCAAAGCCCGAGGACCACCUGGCGGGACCGCCCCGGCUCUCAAUUGGACGCCCCCGGCGGGAACGACGUCGUGAGCACCCAGCAGAUGUCCCAGAUCGUGACGUGCGAAGUCAGGCUGCGGGACCGCUGCAAGGGGACAACCUGUAACAGGUAUGAAUGUCCGGCCGGUUGUUUGGACAGCAAAGCCCGGGUUAUCGGCAGUGUACACUACGACAUGCAAUCCAGCAUCUGCCGGGCGGCGCUCCAUUACGGUGUGAUGGACGACGAUGGAGGCUGGGUGGAUGUCACCAGGAGAGGCCGGAAGCCCUUCUUCGUCCAGUCUAUCCGCAACGGGAUCCGGUCCAGCGGAAAAUACCAGCCCUCCAACUCCUUCACGGUGGCCAAGGUGAGAGUGCAGGCCAUCACCUGCGAGACCACCGUGGAGCAGCUCUGUCCCUUCCGCAAACCGGCCUCCCACUGCCCGAGGAUAUACUGCCCACCCAACUGUCUGCAGGCAAACGCCCACUACGCCAGAGUCAUCGGGAGCCGGAUUUAUUCGGAUUUGUCCAGUAUCUGCCGGACGGCCGUCCACGCGGGCGUGGUGAAGAACCGGGGCGGCUACGUGGACGUCAUGCCCACGGACAAGAGGAGCGUCUACACCGCCUCCUUCCAGAACGGGAUCUUCUCGGAAAGCUUGCAGAAUCCUCCGGGCGGAAAGGCUUUCCGAGUGUUUGCUGUCCUUUGAACGCCACCCCCUUCUCCUUCCCCAGACCCUCCCCCAGAAACUCACAGACACACACACACACACAACACACGGAAAAGUA
Tachyglossus aculeatus (Australian echidna) is the source of this 1724-nucleotide messenger RNA. RefSeq names its product cysteine rich secretory protein LCCL domain containing 1 (gene CRISPLD1). Gene Ontology annotation, cellular component: extracellular region. The transcript is spliced from 14 exons. Bases 137 to 1645 code for a protein of 502 amino acids. The record is from RefSeq and is a predicted model, not a curated record. NCBI's taxonomy places the organism in Eukaryota, Metazoa, Chordata, Mammalia, Monotremata, Tachyglossidae.